CCCCGCCUUGCAUUUCUCGUACAUAAAAUUCAGCUCUUCAUGAUGUAGGCAAUGCCACCUCCACUCACAAAUGAAGGCAGAUGAGACCCUGGAACACGUACCCGAAAGUCAAACUUGAGAUCUGGAAUCAAUACCCCUCUCUACCACACUCUUGUAGCUGGCUACCGACCAUCUAUACCCCAACAUUCGAGUGGGGAAUUCCGCGGCAGAUGAUUCUAGUAACAUGCAACAUCAUGCAGGGUUUACCAUGGUCUGGAACCGCGACGAAGCUAUAUAAUUCCCUUCCGGCACUCAGUCUGGGAAUCAUCUCGAGUAACGAGCAUCUACUCUCUCCUUGAAACUUUACUUCUUUUUGCAAUCUUUUGUCUACCAAUCGUCCAAUCGAACCAAUUCACUAUGCGUGGAAAAGUUGCCAUCGAGGAAGCCUUUGAGCUGAAGGACGCGACCGGCGAGAUCGAGGCCCAGGCCGCCCUCUACAUUGCCCCAAAUGAUGUCGAGCGUUACAAGCGACAAAUCGUGUCGAUCACGGAUGAACGCCUGGAGCUAUCCGAGAAGAACGGCAUCGGAUACACCAUCCUCUCCCUGACCGUCCCGGGUAUCCAGGGCAUUACGGACCAGUCCGAGGCCGAGAAGAGGGCCGAGAAGGUAAACAACUACAUCCAUGACCAGAUCAAGGGACACCGCGACCGCCUGGGAGCGUUUGCGGCGCUGUCGAUGCAUGAUCCCCGUCAGGCAGGACAAGAGCUUCGCCGCUGCGUGAAGGAGCUAGGUUUUCACGGGGCCUUGCUGAAUGAUGUCCAACAUACCGGAAAGGGCGACGCUGACCAGCCCCUCUUCUACGAUGGGUCUGACUAUGACGAGUUCUGGAGAGUGGCUGUGGAACUCGACGUGCCGGUCUAUCUGCAUCCUGCUGCACCUUUGCGGGAUACCAUCAACUACAAGCAGAACUACGCGGAUCGGAAGUAUCUCGUGGGCCCGCCACAGAGCUACUGCAACGGCGUUGCACUGCAUCUGAUGGGCCUGAUCACCAACGGAGUGUUUGAUCGGUUCCCCAACCUGAAGGUUGUUGUUGGACACAUGGGCGAGCGUAUUCCGUUUGAUUUCUGGCGGAUGAACCACUGGGUGAAUGGUGUGGAGAGGCCUCUGGCACAGAAGAACGGUGACACCAUUUGCGAGCGGGAACCGCUCUAUUACUUCCAGCGCAACAUUUACAUCACAACCAGUGGGCACUUCUGCACUCAGAACUUGCGGUACUUGUACGAAUACCUGGGCGAUGAGCGACUGAUCUUCAGCGUUGAUUUCCCCUACGAACGCAUGGAGCACGGCUGCAGCUGGUAUGAUGAUGACGAGGAGCAGAUCAAGGAGGCGCUGGGUGGACGGGAUGGAUACCUUCGAGUUGGCCGGGACAACGCGAGAAGGUUGUUCAAGCUCAGCAAGUUCAAGGACUGCGAUGCGCCUGUUUGAUUGCAGCCAUGAAGCCUCCUCCUCGAUUCCGCGGUGCGUGUAGUAUGGAGUAAUUUGCAGUCUUGGGCGUUUGUUUUGAUUUACUGUGGGUGAAAACUGAACAAAAAAGCAUUCCGGGAUGUACGCACUUGACUAGUUUGCUUAGUCUUGAUUUGAUGGCUCGCUGUUCUUGGUCGAAGCCCACUAGUUAGGUCAAUCUAAC
Aspergillus sclerotioniger CBS 115572 is the source of this 1666-nucleotide messenger RNA. Its product is annotated as amidohydrolase family protein. NCBI's taxonomy places the organism in Eukaryota, Fungi, Ascomycota, Eurotiomycetes, Eurotiales, Aspergillaceae. Gene Ontology annotation, biological process: secondary metabolic process. Gene Ontology annotation, cellular component: cytosol; cytoplasm. Gene Ontology annotation, molecular function: hydrolase activity; carboxy-lyase activity. The record is from RefSeq and is a predicted model, not a curated record. The coding region runs from base 397 to 1464 and encodes 355 amino acids. The transcript has a single exon.